Messenger RNA from Vicia faba (fava bean), 357 nucleotides. The record is from the annotation of a GenBank genome assembly. Lineage: Eukaryota; Viridiplantae; Streptophyta; Magnoliopsida; Fabales; Fabaceae.
AUGUCAGGGACUGGUACCAAUUUAGGCAAGGGACACAACAGUAACAAUGACUCUUUCUCUAAUCCUAAAUCUCAGGAUGGUAAAGAAGCAGAGGAACUUUCUAGGCGUUGUAAGAAGGGUAAUGGGAAGGGGGUUGGUUGUUUCGAUGAAGCUCACGUGGCAGUUAGGGAGGAGGGAGUAGAUACUAAGGUUGAAGGCGUAACAUUUCAACCAUCGAUUUUAUUUGCUGAAGUUUCUCUUAGAGUAGAAUCUGAUUCUGUUGAUACUUUCUUCAAAAAUCAAUCUAAGAAAAUCAAUGUCAAAAGACCUCUGAUUACUAAGAGGGUGACUAAGUUGAGGAACAUUUAUAAGGUAUGA